Echinococcus granulosus is the source of this 672-nucleotide messenger RNA. Its product is annotated as Deoxynucleoside kinase. Gene Ontology annotation, molecular function: deoxynucleoside kinase activity; ATP binding. The transcript has 8 exons. Gene Ontology annotation, biological process: nucleobase-containing compound metabolic process. Lineage: Eukaryota; Metazoa; Platyhelminthes; Cestoda; Cyclophyllidea; Taeniidae. Gene Ontology annotation, cellular component: cytoplasm; mitochondrion. Bases 1 to 672 code for a protein of 223 amino acids. The record is from RefSeq and is a predicted model, not a curated record.
AUGGAAGUGAGCAGGACUUUUAACGUUGCUGUAGAGGGAAAUAUUGGCUGUGGAAAGUCCACAUUCCUCAAUUAUUUCAAGGGGCUCUCACCCAAAAUCCAAAUUUCGCUUGAACCGAUUGUACUCUGGAAUGAUGUGAAAGGUUUCAAGCUAUUCGAAGUGUUUUAUGGGGAUCCAAACAGAUGGAGUACCCCUUUCGAAAGCCAGGUUAUGGCUACAUUUUUUGAAAGACAGGCUGAAAAGCAGACUGCUCCUGUGCGGUUACUGGAACGCUCCGUGCACACUUGCCGAUAUUGCUUUAUCGAGGCGAUGAAUAGAAAUCGUCAAUUAUCUGAUGAAGACUUGGAGGUUUUUGAUAAAUUCUACGAUUGGGGGAUGAGUUUUCCUACCAGCAAACUUGACCUCAUCGUCUAUCUCCGGUGCUCCCCCGAGAUCUGUGCUGAAAGAAUACGGAAGCGCGACCGUAGGGGCGAAAGCGCAAUCUCAAUGGCAAGUUUCACGUCUGACUACCUGAAUCAGCUGCACGACCUACAUGAAGACUGGCUUUUGGGCACGAAAAGGGAUUGUGUCGGGGCUCCCGUAAUGGUAUUUGACUGCGAUGAGCCGUUGGAGGUUCUGACAGAUGUCUACUUCCAGCGUCGAGAUCAGGUUCUCUGCGGUGUCCCUGUUUGA